GUACACAUUUAUCUGUCCAUUUAUUCACAAACGAACCAGGAAAUUCAGUCUGUGAAAUUUCUCAGGGAAACAUGCUCCUCGGUUUAGUGUUCAGUUUCUGGAUUUUCCUACUCCAGUCUGUUUUGGCACUUGAAAAUCAAAUCUACUUUUUAAAUAACUCUGGCAUCUUCAUAUUCAAUAUGUCCGAUAAUGUUGGAAAUGGCCCUGUCAUCUGGGAAUGGAAGCCACAUUCUGGGGAACAAAUUACAAAGCAGUUGGGUAUUUUUCACAGAGAUGGCACAGGAUGGAAGGUGCAAUGGAACAAGGAGUGUAAUGAUAUACAAAGCAUUUACAGCAAGAUAGAUCAGAUUAACAGUACCCUCAAUCUGAGGAUUACAAGACCUGGAUUUGAGCUCGCAGGAUUGUUUAGCUGCCAACAAGAAAAUCCCAGUACCACAAUCCUGGCACAAUAUGAAAUGUUUGGCAUUAAAGUUGAGACAGAUACGCAGAACCCUGAAAUGGGCAGUGACAUCACACUGAGUUGCACCAUCUCCAGACUCUUGGAUACAGUCAGUCUUCACUGGAAACAGACAGUCCUUUUUCUGAAAAAUGGGAGGGACAAAAUCCAUCUGAAUAAUACAGUCUAUCUGAUAGUUAGAAGUAUUAGAGGAGUGGAUUUUAAUCUCUAUACAUGUGAAGUACAGAAAAAUGGGACCGCCAUAAUUACUGAGAAUAUAUAUGUGAAUCAAGUCAAAUAUGAUUUUCGUGAUGUUGAGUACACAUGUUAUCGGUCAAGUACAGUUCACAGUGAAUUUCACCUGGUUAGUAAUACCUUCUUUAGGACAUUCCAUGAUUUUACCUGGACUUGGAAGUCAGAUCGUUAUCCAAAUCAAGAUGAGCAGAUUGCUUCCUUUCCUCCAUUACAUUUGAAAAAGACAUAUUUUGGGAGUCGAAUAAUUACCUCUUCGUGGUACUACAUGACUUCUAUACAGAUUACCCCAGUGCUGUUUGGUGAUGCAGGAGUUUACACAUUAACUGCUGAUUCAGCAAAGCGUAAGACCAUUAAACUCAUCAUAGUUAAAGUCACAGCGGAACCCUCUGAUGCAGAGACUGAGGAAGACUCUGUUACCCUGACCUGCUCUGUCUCCGAUGUCACUGAAUCAAUCAGACUUGUUUGGAUCAAUAGUGAUGGUAAAGUUGUGGCAGAGAAAACAGUGACUGGUCAUAAUGAAAAAGAGAAAUCCCUACGUCUGAUUAUUCAGAAAGCUGACAGAGCCAAAGGGAACUGGACAUGUGUUUUAUUGCAUCAGAACAGUCCCAAAGUUAUAAUCCCAUAUUAUCUGGAAAUUACAAGAAAUACAGUUUUUUUUUCAGAAAAUUCCAACAGCUUAGUAUUAAAUGGUCCAGAACAUGCUGGAAAUGGUCCUGUCACCUGGGAAUGGAAACCACAUUCUGGGCAACAAUUGACAAAGCAGUUGGGUAUUUUUCACAGCGAUGGUACAAGGUGGAAAGUACAAUGGAGCAAGGAGUACAAUGACACACAAAGCCUACACAACCAGAUAAAUCAGGUUAAUGGUACCCUUAAUCUGAGGAUUACAAGACCUGGAUUUGAGCUCGCAGGAAUGUUCAGCUGUCGACAAGGACAGUCCAGUACCACAAUCCUGAAACAAUAUGAAUUGUUUGGCAUUAAAGUUGGGACCAUUUCAUGGAGGCUUGUAGCGGGCAGCGACAUCACCCUCAAUUGCACCAUCUCCAGAUUCUCAGAUACAUUGAGUCUCCACUGGAAACAAAGAGAUCCAUUUUGGCAUAACAGGGGGAACAACACUGAUGAGAUUCGACUGAAUGACAGUGUCUAUCUGAUCAUCAGAAAUAUUGAAAGAAAUUCAUUCACAUGUGAAGUGCAGGAAAAUGAUGCUACUGUAAUUACUGCGGCCAUACAUCUGUAUCCAGGAAGGUAUUAUCAUGCUUCAAUUAUUGACACACGUUAUCGAUCAAGUACAAGUUACAGUGAAUUUCAUCUGGUUUCUGAUAUAAUUUUUUGGAGAUACCAUCAUUUUGCCUGGGUUUGGAUGUCACAUCAUUAUCCAAAUCAAGACAGACAGAUUGCUUCCUUUAAUACAUCACACCAUGCCAAUUUAAACAGGACAUACUUUGGGAACCGAAUCACGAUUCAACACUACUUUUGGAGGCAUGACUCCAUUUCUGUGCAGAUUGCCCCCGUGCUGUUUGAUGAUGCAGGAGUUUAUGCAUUCAUUGUUGAUUCAGUAAACCAUGUGACCAUUACACUAAUCACAGUUAAAGUCACAGCGGAACCCUCUGAUGCAGUGACUGAGGGAGACUCCGUUACCCUGACCUGCUCUGUCUCUAAUGUCACUGAAGCAAUCAGACUUGCUUGGAUCAAUAGCGACGGAAAAUCUGUUUUGGAGAAAACAUUGACUGGACAAAAUGGGGAAGAGAAAUCUCUGAGUCUGAUUAUUCAGAAAGCUGACAGAUGUAAAUGGCACUGGAUGUGUGUUUUGUUUGAUCAAAACAACCCCAGAGUUUCAAUCCCAUAUAAUCUAGAAAUCACGAGAAAAUCAAGCAUGGACACUUGGAUCUUGGCAUUUUCAGGAUACUUGCUUGUUAAACUGAUCAUUGCCAUUGGACUAAUUACCUCUUUGAAACGAAAAUCAAGCAGAAAUCUGGAUAAGGCAACAAGAAAUAAAGAAGCUUUCGGAUUACAGACUCUGAACACCGGCCCUGAUUUGUGAUCAUAGAAGGAAUGAUGGAACACAGACGUACCUAUGGCCAAUGAGGCCUUCACUCUUAUGAAACAAAAUAAUCCAAACUUGAAACCUUUCAAAAACAUCUUAAAGAAUUUACAGAUGCUGUACAUCAGAAAAAAAAAUAGUAGUUUCUGGAAAAGCUCAGCAGGUCUGACAGCAUCUGUGACGAGAAAUCAGAGUUAACGUUUCGGAUCCGGUGACUCUUCCUCCGUUUUUGAAAUCUUCCAAGUUAGUUUUAUUCCAGAUAUAUUGUAAUGAUACUUUUAUGUAACUGGACUCAUUUAUUAUGUAAAGUGAGCAUCUCGAUUGUGCCAUUCUCAGUAUCUCCGAUUUUACUUUCCAAAUGCUAACUUUCAAGGUGACUAUAUGAAAUUGCAUUGAAUGAUAGUUGAUGUGGAUGGUGAUCUGAAUUAUUGAUCUCCACUCUUUUCUCAGCUUUAUGCCUCUCAGAACGGAUCAUUGUGAUGUAGAAUUUGACUUAUAUUGGUUUUAGUAUAACUGAUUUCUGAGUUUGUAACUGAAUUUUGAAUGAGUCAUAUGUGCAUCAAGUGGUCGAAUGAUUAACUUGUAGAUAUUUCUGUAACGAUGGUGAUUUGUGUUAUAUCACUGUAUCAGGGGGAGAAUGCUUCCAAGAGCUAAUGGGUUUUUAGUUAUACCAGGACCAUUUUAUAAUGAAACAAAGUAAACAGGUUUCAGAUCCAGGCUCCACAUUUUCUUUUUGUUAAUCCUCAGGGGAAACAUCCAUGGUCUAGUGAGAGACAUUUUACUUUCAGUUUUGGGAUGUUCUGCUGUAGUCUUGGAUUAAGAUGGAUGUGUAAAGCAGUUUCUCCUGAGAAAACGAGAAGAUGAUUCAGUUUGAUUAAAAAUAGAUUAUCUGUCAGUUUUAAAAUCUUUACAUUUGUAUUGUAAGUAAGUUGAUAGGUUUAUUCUAUCUUGUCGUCAUUUUGUUUCAUUCAUUCUUUGGUUAAACACAAAUUUGCAAGAUUGUGUGUUUGUGUUCUAACCUUCUUAAAACCAAGAAGAAACAAAGUAUGAUCUCGAAACGUCAGCUCUUUUCUCUCCUUACAGAUGCUGCCAGACCUGCUGAGAUUUUACAGCAUUUUCCCUUUUGGUAUAAUCUAACAAGCCAGAUUCCAAGCUGGAAACUGUCUUGUCCAGUAAUAACAUUAGGAAUCGUGACAUGGUGAGCCAGUUAGUCAGCUAUGUGUAAAAUUGGAAAGGUUGCAAUAUGGAUUGAUAACUGUGAAUGAUGUCAGCUGGACUGUCUCUGUGGCUGAGUUGAAUGGAACUGAUCUGUUUUAAGAUCUACUUUGAGAAUUUUAAACAGAAUUUCAAUGCCUAGUAUUCAACUUCAAUGAAGACACCAUGUCUCCUGUGCAUGUUCGAAAGCUGUUGACACAACGUGAUAGUGGAAUCUCAAUACAACAUAGUUUCUCACAGAACAACAUAGAGACAGUUUCCCAUAUCCCCAAGAGUGUUAAGUAACAAAAUAUCAUUACAAAAAUAUCUCUAUGCUGGAAAGAUUGGAAAGUAAUUUUGCAAAUUAAAGUUGAACUGAUAGGAUAUUUUUAUAAACAGCUGCAAAACCUUCGCAAUCAUUGAUAUCUUGCUCUCCCUUUGAACUGCCUGUCCAAUAUAUCACUUGGGGUUAGAUCACACCAAUAGACAAUAGGUGCAGGAGUAAGCCA
This is a messenger RNA of Chiloscyllium plagiosum (whitespotted bambooshark), 4432 nucleotides long. NCBI's taxonomy places the organism in Eukaryota, Metazoa, Chordata, Chondrichthyes, Orectolobiformes, Hemiscylliidae. The record is from RefSeq and is a predicted model, not a curated record.